This is a messenger RNA of Sitodiplosis mosellana (orange wheat blossom midge), 899 nucleotides long. Its product is annotated as mite allergen Der p 3-like. Gene Ontology annotation, biological process: proteolysis. NCBI's taxonomy places the organism in Eukaryota, Metazoa, Arthropoda, Insecta, Diptera, Cecidomyiidae. Gene Ontology annotation, molecular function: serine-type endopeptidase activity. Bases 84 to 848 code for a protein of 254 amino acids. The transcript has 2 exons. The record is from RefSeq and is a predicted model, not a curated record.
UACAGAAGGUUGUUAACUCAGAAAAUUGUGUGUUAAAAAAAAGACAAAUUGUGUGAUACGAUUUAUAUUCAUUUUCCUCACCGAUGACAUUGUCAAAACUAAUUCUUCUCUGGAUCUGCACCGUAUCAAUGGCUAAAUGUUCCGUCGCACGUUUCAUUCAUGCAAAGGCGAAUGUGGCAGCUCCGUCGCAUAAGUUCUUAUUCGCUGCAUCCAUAACGUCUGCAUCGGAGCAUAUUUGCAGCGGUAUUAUCUUGAACAAGCGAUGGGUAAUAAGUUCAGCGCUGUGCGUGAGCCAAAACACAGUAUCAACACUUCACGUACGCUACGGUUCUCACAACCGUACUUACAAUGAAAUAGUGAACGAAGACAUCGAGAAAAUCAUUGUACAUCCGCAUUUCAAACAAAAGAUGCUAGCAAACAAUCUUGCAUUGAUAAAAGUCAGCAAUGACAUUCGAUUCAUUCCGACCGUUGUUCAAGCAGCCACUUUGCCGACGAAAAAACCAGCCGAAAAUGACAUGGUUGACGCCGUUGGAUGGGAGAAAAUCGAUGAAACGAACCAAUCGGACACGCCCGAAAUACUGAAAUACCACCAGACUAAAGUGACAGGGCUGGACACAUGCUCCAUAAAUCUGUCACAUCUAUACGAUGUCGAUAUCGAUACACAAUUUCUAUGCACAAACACAACAAUCGAAGAUACUUUUCCGGAGCUGGACAAUGGCAGUGCGCUUAUUUCAGCAGAAAAAAAUGAAUUGAUCGGCAUAGCAUCGUGGUACGACGAAGAGUUUCCAAAUGUUUAUGUUCGAAUUCGAACUUAUUUACCGUGGAUCAGAUCGGUCGUUAUUGAAUAAAUAAUACAGUUAAGCAAAAAAUAUCGAAAAUAAACAGCAUUUAUAGAUAUG